Messenger RNA from Neodiprion fabricii, 7193 nucleotides. RefSeq names its product catenin alpha (gene alpha-Cat). The coding region runs from base 193 to 3051 and encodes 952 amino acids. Gene Ontology annotation, biological process: cell migration; cell-cell adhesion. Gene Ontology annotation, molecular function: cadherin binding; actin filament binding; beta-catenin binding. The record is from RefSeq and is a predicted model, not a curated record. Gene Ontology annotation, cellular component: catenin complex; actin cytoskeleton; adherens junction. NCBI's taxonomy places the organism in Eukaryota, Metazoa, Arthropoda, Insecta, Hymenoptera, Diprionidae. The transcript has 9 exons.
UCAUGAACGAAAGGUGUGUGAUAAAUCGAGGUGACAUCAAGCUUCUCGUGGUAAAACUGGUCAUCAGCAAGUAGAUAAAUCGAUUGCAAUUAGAGUUCAAGUAAAAUAUAAAUUUAUCACUAGUGAUUGUGAAAAGUGCGAAUAAUUAGUUUUUCGUAUCUUAUGAAGAGCAGUACUCGAUAAGGACUAAAAAUGUCGGAUCACUUUGGGCCAAUAACAUUAAAAUGGGAUCCCAAGAAUUUGGAGAUUCGAACAAUGUCUGUAGAAAAAACGUUGGAGCCAUUAGUUCUGCAAGUAACUACUUUAGUUAAUACCAAAGGUCCAAGCAAAAAGAAGAAAGGCAAAUCUAAACGUGCCAGUGCCUUGGUUGGAACAGUUGAAAAGGCUACAACUAACUUCAUUGAAAAGGGAGAGCAGAUAGCAUAUGAAAAUCCUGAUAUUACGGCUGAAAUGCUUAGUGCCGUUGAAGAAGUGAGAAAAACAGGAGCUGCGAUGAGCAUUGCUGCUCGGGAGUUUUCAGAAGAUCCUUGUUCUUCGCUGAAGCGAGGUAACAUGGUACGUGCAGCAAGGAAUCUUCUAUCUGCUGUCACACGUCUUCUAAUAUUGGCAGACAUGGUUGAUGUGCAUUUGCUUUUAAAAUCUCUGCAUGUGGUUGAAGACGAUUUAGAGAAGUUGAAAAAUGCUUCUUCCCAAGGCGAGCUAUUGGAGAAUAUCAAGCAGUUUGGCAGAAAUGCUUCAGAGCUUAUGAAUCAAGCAGCUAAACGUCAGCAAGAACUUAAAGAUCCCCAACUUCGUGAUGACUUAGCAGCUGCCAGGGCUGUUCUCAAGAAACAUUCAACGAUGCUUUUAACAGCUUCUAAAGUCUACGUUCGACACCCAGAACUAGCUGCUGCUAAAGCUAACAGAGAUUACGUUUUGAAACAAGUCUGCGAGGCUGUUAAUACUAUAAAUGAUGUAGCACAGGGGAAAACACCAACAGAUGGCCAGCAUCCGUAUGAUGGACCAGGAGAGUUGGCUGCAGCUCUUGAUGAUUUUGAUGAAAGAAUGGCAAUGUCACCCCUGGCUUAUAACGAAGUACGCACUCGUCCCAGUCUGGAGGAAAGGUUGGAAAGCAUUAUUAGUGGAGCUGCACUCAUGGCUGAUUCUUCAUGUACAAGAGAUGAGCGCAGGGAACGGAUUGUUGCUGAGUGCAACGCAGUUAGACAAGCACUGCAAGAUCUACUCAGCGAAUACAUGAACAACUUACAGCUCGCUCGGGGUGGGAAACGGAUGGGCGUAAAAGAACAAACCGAAGGCUUGGAACGAGCAAUAGAUCACAUGUGUAGAAAGACACGUGACUUGCGCCGGCAGCUACGUAAAGCUGUUGUUGAUCACGUGUCAGACAGUUUCCUUGAGACAAGUGUUCCACUGCUUGUUCUUAUCGAAGCUGCUAGGAAUGGAAGAGACAAAGAAGUCGAAGAAUACGCUUUAGUUUUCACCGAGCAUGCCAAUAAACUUGUUGAGGUAGCAAACUUGGUCUGUAGUAUGUCUGGAAAUGAAGAUGGAGUAAAAAUGGUUCGUUAUGCAGCAGCGCAGAUUGAGAAUCUGUGUCCUCAAGUAAUAAAUGCUGCACGUGUAUUGGCUGCUCGUCCUCGUUCUAAAGUAGCACUUGAUAAUAUGGAAGUGUUUCGCCAAGCUUGGGAAAAUCAAGUUCGCGUUCUUACUGAAGCUGUCGAUGACAUAACUACGAUCGAUGACUUCUUGGCAGUUUCUGAAAAUCACAUCCUGGAAGAUGUCAAUAAAUGUGUGUUAGCUUUGCAAGAAGGUGAUGCAGAUACUUUAGAUAGAACUGCUGGAGCUAUCAGGGGGAGAUCUGCCAGAGUUUGCAACGUCGUUCAAGCUGAGAUGGAUAAUUACGAGCCGUGCAUUUAUACCAAGAGAGUUCUCGAAGCUGUUAAAGUUUUGCGAGAACAGGUUAUGCCAAAGUUUGCACAAAGAGUAGAAGUUGCAGUUGAUGCUUUAGGAAGUAACCCGGCUAAAGAUGUUGAUGAAAAUGAUUUUAUUGAUGCAUCUAGACUAGUUUACGAUGGAGUGCGGGAAAUCAGACGUGCUGUGUUGAUGAAUCGAGCUGACGAAGAUCUAGAUCCAGAAGAUGUAGAACUUGAUGAACAUUACACUUUAGAAACUCGAAGUAAAUCGAGUGCUCAAACCGGAGAACAUGGUGUAGAUGAGUAUCCCGAUAUCAGUGGUAUCACCACUGCCCGAGAGGCUAUGCGUAAAAUGACUGAAGAAGAUAAACAGAAGAUUCUCCAGCAAGUGGAAUUUUUCAAGAGUGAAAAAUUAAAGUUUGACAGGGAAGUUGCCAAAUGGGAUGACGCCGGGAAUGAUAUAAUUGUUCUCGCAAAACACAUGUGUAUGAUUAUGAUGGAAAUGACAGAUUUCACACGAGGACGUGGUCCGUUGAAAACUACAAUGGACGUGAUAAAUGCAGCAAAGAAAAUUUCAGAGGCAGGAACAAAAUUGGAUAAAUUAACCAGACAGAUAGCAGAUCAAUGUCCAGAGAGUUCAACUAAAAAAGAUCUGCUCGCUUAUUUACAACGGAUCGCACUUUACUGUCAUCAAAUGAAUAUUACAAGCAAAGUGAAAGCUGAUGUACAGAACAUCAGUGGAGAAUUGAUCGUUUCUGGUUUAGACAGCGCAACGUCGCUUAUUCAAGCAGCAAAGAAUUUGAUGAAUGCCGUUGUCCUCACCGUGAAAGCCUCCUAUGUUGCGUCUACUAAAUAUCCCAGACAAUCUACUGUUACGACAAUCGAAGACAAUGGGAAAGAGAUACGAUGGCCACAAAAGCCGACCGCGCUGUACCUACCUGUAUCCCACAGCCUGUCCAUUCUCUACUCUGUUUAUUUGUCUCCUAUCGUCGUAUGGAAGAUGAAGGCACCAGAGAAAAAACCUUUAGUUCGUCCAGAGCGACCGGAAGAAGUUAGGGCCAAAGUAAGAAAAGGAUCCCAGAAGAAAGUUCAAAAUCCCAUUCAUGCUCUUUCUGAAUUCCAGAGCCCGACCGAGAGUGUUUAGAUUAUAAUUUAUUAAUGAUUGAGUAAAGAAAAAAAGCGUAACCAAGAGAUGAAUGUUUAGUUUGACAUUUUUAUUUAAGAGGGAACACAAAUAUUUUAGUACUAAUAAAGAAGAAUGAAUUUUGGAUACCACACGCGUGCUGGUAAAUAAUAAGAGAUAGUUUGGUUGUUCCAUCUGGUACAUGGUUUUCAUUAAUUCAUGCUAAAGUGUUGAAGAAUUCAAUCUGAGCAAAAAUAUUUUUAAAUUAUUAAUAACAAAGAUUUUUUCAACCCAUGUUGAAGAAAAAGAAAAAUUGGAACUAACUAUAUCAUUUUAAUAAAGCCAACAUGAUAAAUUGUUGAUUUAUAUUACCAAGUAGAAUAUGUAUUUAAAUAUUGGAUGCUCUUUCAAUACUUCGAAUAACAAUAUUUUAUACUUGCUUUGGGAUGUGAUGAUUUUCGAAGAAUCAAUAUUCCUACUAAUAUUUUACAGAUAAAGUAACUUAUUUAAGUAACGAAAUACAUUCACAAGAUGAAUAAUAAGUAGUAUGUACUAAUAACUAUACUCAGGACUGAAAUUUACUUGCUUUGGAAUGACAUUUCGAGAAUUUAUAACUAUUUGUUAUUUCAUACGCCAAAACUUUUGCGAAAACAGCGUAAUAGUAAAUUUCAAAAAUACUUUUCAAUUUCGAAACCAAUGUCACACAAGAUAUAACAUAACUUGUGAUCUAAUAAAAUCACUCAUCAGUAUUUCCAGAUGAUUAUACUCCUAUAUCAUAGAUUAUCUCUACCUUUUCUAAUGACAUAUAUUUCAAAAAAUGAAACUAAAGACAUUUUUCGCCACAGCGUGAUACUUGUGGUUGUUUUUUUAUUAUUAUUAUUAUUAUUAUUAUUAUUUUUUAAUAAUAUUUUUGUGUCUCUUUCCUAUAAACAAUUGAAAUAAAAAUGCCAUUCUCAAAAUAAGCUUCAAUAAGUUUUAUUAUCGAUUUGGUUAGCCAAAAAAUUCUUUCCAUAAACAACGGGUAUGUCUCAGACCACACUAUAUCAUCUAGUAUUAAAUAUACUCCUGACAUAAAGGUUAUUUAAGCUCUUACAGGUAGGGUUUUGUAAGAAUAAUUUAGAAGGGGAAAUUCUUUCUCUUAACUUGUAAACUCCUUUGCAGCGAAAAAGUUGCGAUACUUACUGCGCAAAUUUAUCCCUCAUAUUUUAGAUUUUGCGUGUCAAGAUCUGGUACUUCCUUGAAUUCAUUUUUAUUGCUAUUCCAAUUUGCUAACGCCUCAAAACAAUAUAGACGGAGUGGAAAACGUCAGAAUAGAUUUGUUGAAACAAGAAAGUGUGCACAAUAAGUCGUGAAUAUAGUUUUUCAAAUACAAAACAAAACGUGAUAUUCACAGUCGUAAUUGUCUAGUGUGUAACAGAUUGAAAAUAGCAAAGUUCGAAAAUCCUCAUUUCUUUGAAUAGUUUGUGUUAUGUUGAAUAAAUUAGUUUGCACUCAUAAACUUGGGUUUUAUACGUAUAGUAUUACAUAUUCCGUACAUAUGAUAUCACUUUGAGAGCAGUAUUGCAUCCCAUUUAUGAGACUGCUGAUUCAGUAAUUGUAUAUAAGUGAAUGUGAGUUUAUAUUUAUGGGUAAAGAUUAAUUAUUUACAAAUUAUUUUAUAUUAAAUAUAAGGAAUUAUUUUAACCUGAACAAAAAAUGAAUCCAACUUUACGUAAUCAAUAUUGGUCGGUAUAGCACUAAUUGCGGCACAUACUAUUGUUUUUGGGAUAGAUAUAGCUCGUCAUACAUAGCUCGCCAGGGUUCUGGUACGGAUUUAGGUAGAGUUGUCCAGAAUUAUCAUUUACUGUUGUGGUGUGACUUCGAUUACACACAAAUCGUUUACAGUAAUUCAGUACCCAGUCUGGCAAACUGCUUUGUCCACUCUAUACAUGACUUCAGUUUGUUUUUGCAAUUUCGCAGAAUGGUUUAUAAUAGCUAAGUACCCCAGUGUUUUGUUGGUCAUACACAAUAUUAAGCAAAGUAUCGUGUAUAAAAACCACUAUGGGCAUAUUGCAGUAAAGUUUGAAUACAUUAUUGAAUAUACUAUUUCACGUAAUGCACAGUAUUUUACAGUACAAUAAGUAAAAUUGAUCAUCCAUUCCAUGUUGUAAUGGAAACAAAGAGCUGUGGCUGCAAUUUCGUUUUCUUUCAAAACGUAGCUGUGAGUUAAAUGUACUAUCAUAUAUGGACUCAGAUUUGUUGAACCUUUUUCGUAUUUUUUUUUUACUUUUAGCAACUAUCUACAUACCUACUAUAUAUUCGAUUGUAACAAAAAUUGGAUUCUAUAAUAAAUUUUUACAUAACAUAUCAAGUCUUUCGUAAUACCAAAUCUGAAUACACAGAAUGGAACGCAGUGAUUUAUCCCCUAAUUGAAUUCAUCGAACAGUUGUUAUAAUGAAAUUAUAGUGACAAAUAGACGUUUUUUAUAGUAUUGAAAAAAGACCACAAUUCGAUAAGAGAGACAUUGAUAGAUGGACUGUAGGAGUGGAAGAGAUGCGUCUAAAAAAAUGUGCACGAUUUAAUUAUGAUUCAGCUCUAUUUUAAUACGUACAUUCAUCUGCAAUAUAUUUUAUGCUACAUGUUAAAUGCUAUGUAGAAGAAAAUAAGGGAUGCAGUGAAAAAAAAUCACAAAUGUCAAAAUCAUUGGCGAAAAAUGAAAUACAUAACUAGAUUAAUAGUAGUAAUAAUGAUAAUGAUAUGUCAAAUAAAAUGAACUAUUCCUAUACCAAUUUUACAAUUUCUUUGAUAACAAUUCAUUCACAUAAUAGUUUUGCACUCGGAUAACUGCCACAGGUAAUCGCUUAAAGCUUUUUAUUAAAUGUAUAUAUAUCGGUUAUGUAAAAAAAAAAAACUACGAUUCCAUCGAUUGAAUUGGAGUAUUUUUAUUUUCACUUUUGAUAUUUUUGUACUUUUUUUUCUUUUUUAUUAUUUUAAUAUUUUUUUUAUUACUUAUAAUUCCUAUCCUAGUCAUAAAGACACACAAAAAUCUCAUUAUUUUCACAAAGAUGCAAAAUUUAAUCGGAGCCAACAAACAAAUUGCUUUAUCCAGCAAGCCAAAAUUUCAUUACACUUCAAUGAUGUCACAAGAUUGAUGUUCCUUCAAUUUGAUAAUUACACAGUGAAAUUCUACACUUGUAGUAAAAUCUUAAACAACUCUACUUACAAGCUAAAAAUUGCUUCACUGUAGAUCUAUAUUCUUAGUUUACAACCUUCAAAGAGAUAUAUUCUUGUUAACCAUUAAUCCCACAUGAUUAUUAAAAGUUUGUAAAAAUUUUAAUAUGUUGAAAAUUUGGAUAGUACAUGCAACUGUCGUGAUACGGUAUUUUUAAUAUGAAAUUUCCUAUUGCAUAUUUGAAACAAUAACCAAGAACAGUUACAUAUUGUUAAUGUUUUCGAUCACCUAUUCCAUUCGGAUUCUUUCAUGGUAUGAAGUUUUUAAAAUCGUUUAUAAUUCAUGGUAAUUAUUGGAUCUUAGAAACUUCAGUAAGAAAUUAAUUCUCUCGAGGGAAUUUUUUUGGAAAUUCAAAAUAAGUGAUCGUAAUAUCCGAAAUCCAAUUGAAAAGCGAUUUGAUGUGACUAUAGUAUAAUGAAUAAAUGUGAUAAAUGUGAUAUCUUGUAAACGUUAUGAUUCAUGUACACAUAUUUCUCUUCUUUCAAUCACAGUCUCGCAAACGUUAUUCAAGUAACCUUAUUUCGAAGUUCAACAAUUUGGAGUGUUAUUUGAAAUUUAACUGGAAGACAACAAGUGAAAAAUAAGAGGUAGUGCCAAAGAUUAAUUAAUAAAAAAAAAUAUUCACCAUCAACAUGUAUCUGAUGUAAUAAUUUUUGUUACUUUUCGCGGCUGUUAAGUAGAUGAAUAACUAUAAUGUAAAACAAUAUUACGUAUCAGAAUUCGGGAUAAGACUUCAACAUACACCCACUCAUUACUCAACUCUAUUGAACGUUUCAAAUACCUGCAUUAGUUCAUCGUACGCUCUAUGAUGUAUGAAAUUUCGAAAUUGAAUUUUUAUUCACUCACAAAGUUGUUUUUGAAGUGAAUACAGGAUGUUUUAAAUCCUGUUAUUGACAGAGUCAAGAGGGCCCACCAAGAGUCCCUCACGUUGAAACAAUAUUUUUCUCAAAAA